Molecule: messenger RNA, 4795 nt
Organism: Spirometra erinaceieuropaei
Lineage: Eukaryota; Metazoa; Platyhelminthes; Cestoda; Diphyllobothriidea; Diphyllobothriidae
Source: the annotation of a GenBank genome assembly
AUGUAUGCCACCUCCCCGAAGCUAGGCUCUGCCAAGCGGCCGCACCCCGGUAACCGCCACGACUGGCGGGCUAAACCAGGUGAGGGUAUCCAGUUUAUUCAGUUUAUUUGGUAAGGAUAAUAGGCAAAGCCUUUGAAGACCCUAUUGAUUACAUGUCAGCUCAUUAUAAAUAACUGUACACGAACAAUAAUAAUAUUCUCUAUUAAAACAGUACUUGGUUCAUUUGAGUAGCAUUGUCUCAGAGAAAGUAUUUGCGGGGAAGUUGGGUAUUAGUUCAGAUUUAGACUGUCGAGGAAAACAGGGGACACAUAAUCAUCCAAGCGUUUCUUGAGGAGUUGCAGAGACGUAGCCUCCACGACUGACUGAGGGAGAUCGUUCCAUUUCUCCACUACCCUCUGCGUGAAAAAUUCAGAACGAAGAUUCAGCCUGGACAUUGUUGGCCGUAACUUCAUCGAGUGACCACGAAGAUUGGGUGAAAGAUGCCACUGAAACAUGUACCCAAAUUUAAGUCCAUGCUGAAGGCCAUGUAUUAUCUUGUAGACGAGGAUAAGAUCACCUCUUCGCUGCCUGUAACAUAGAGGAAAUAAUUUAAGGCAACUCAGUCCGUCUGUGUAGGAUUGGCUUUUUAGACCGUUUACCAGCUUUGUUGCACGCCGUUGUACCCGUUCAAGGCAUGCUUGGUCCUUUACUAGCCAUGGCCGCCAUGCUUUUAUGCCAUAUUCUAAGUGGGGCCGAUCAAAAGUGCCGUAAACUCUCCCAAAAAGGUCUUGGUCAAAGUUUACGAAAGUCCUUUUGAUUGCAUGCAGCACUCCCUUGGCGUUUUUUGCAGCCUUGUGGCACUGCAGUGUUGGUUUCAGGUUGUUCUGUAUCCAAACCCCGAGAUCCUUCUGUGCAGAUUCUGCAGGGAGCCUUAUAUCUUUCAGGUGAUAUGCCCUCAGGCUCUCAUUUGAAUGAGAGUUGGUUGGACGCAGGUGAAGGACGGCACACUUCUCCACAUUGAAAUCUAGAAGCCAUUUCUUCGACCACGCAGGCAGUCGGUGCAGAUUCUCUUGAAGGGAUCUGUGAUCGUUCGGACCCUUAAUGACUUUCCAGAGCUUAACAUCAUCUGCAAACAUUAUUUUGCCGCAGUCGAGUUCCUGAAGGCUGUCGUUAACGUAAGGAUGAAGAGCAAUGGUCCCAGAACUGAACCUUGCGGCACACCACUGGUCACGUUCACCCAUUCUGACAAAUCGUCCCCAAUACAGACACGCUGUUUCCGACCAACCAGAAACGCCCUUAUCCAGUUCAGAAGAUCUCCCCGGAUGCCGAUGGCGCUCAAUUUGUGAAGAAGCGUUGGUGCGGAACAGUAUCGAAAGCUUUGCGGAAAUCGAUGUACACGACAUCGACCUCAAAACCCUCUUCUAGAGCCCUGGUCCAGAUCUCCAUACAAGCUAGCAGAUUUGAGAGGCAGGAACGUCCUCUCCGGAAGCCAUUUUGAAAAUCCUUCAAGAUGUUAUUUUCUUCGCAAAAUUGCUGUAUAGCACUCUUUAGUAGAGCUUUCAUCGUUUUGCAAGAGAGGCGAGUUAAGCUACUAGGCCUAAAGCUGCUUACUGUCAUCCUGCUACCUCCCUUAUGCAAUGGAACGCGGUUAGCUGUCUUCCACAGAAGGGCAGCAUUCCUGUUCUCAUUGACAGCUCAAAGAGAGUUGAAAGAGGCUUUGACAGCUCCCUUGAUAGUUCCUUAAGUAUCAGCCCGGGAAUUCCGUCGGGUACAGGAGACUUAUCAGGUUUUAUUUGACUAAGGACGCGUCUUACUCCUUCGACGGAAAAGGCGACGGUUUCAAUGACGGCAAUAUCUUGGCGCAUUUGAAGUUCCCGGCUGUCGCGGUCCAUUUCAAACUGCUGAUUGCCUCCUGGGGACGCCUCCGUAAAAACCGUUUGAAAAAACUGAGACAGUAAUCGCACUUUCUGUGGCCCUUCAACUAAUAAGUUUCCGAGGCUAUCCUUAAGACACGCAAUCUCGUCACUAUGUUUCCUCCUACUGCGGAUGUAUCCGAAAAACUUCUUGGGGCAUGUAAUGGAUUCUGCUAUCAGUCGGCGCUCGAAAGAAGUUCUAGCAACCCGUAUUUGUUUGCGGCAUUUACUGCGCUGAUCCUUAUAUUCGGUGAAUGAUCUUGGAUCUCGAAGUUGCAAAUGCUUUUUCCAGAGUCGCUGUUUCUUCUUCGUGGUCUUUUUUGUCGUCGGAUCGACCCACGGCGGUCGCGCACAUGGUCUGGUCCUUUUUAUUGGGCAAUUGGAGUCAAGUAGACGCCCUAUUAUCCCGCGAAAGUACUGCCAGAAUUCGUCUGAAUCUUCUGUGUUGACCAACCAGGUUUCCUCCAAAAUAGUGCGUCUCAUUGCGUUAAAGUCACCCUUCCAAAUAUUUCUGCGCGUCUUGAUUUUUGGUUGUUGGUUGGAUAGGAGAGAGCACACGCAGGUUAAAGCAAUAUGCUCGCUUAAACUGAGUGGAGGUUGUGGAUUCACUUCCCUAAUGAGUCCUUCUUCUUUACUGAAAACUAGAUCUAAACAGUUAGAUCGUUGUCCUUCUCUCAUUCUUGUUACGAAUUUUAUGUGCUGAAUGAGGUAUUCAUUUAGGGAGAGUCGUAGUAGCUUGUGGUCACAUGACGUGGACGGGACGUUUGUUAGGGGAAUGUUCCAGUCUAUUCCUUGAGCGCUAAGGUCACCCAGAAGUAAUAAGUUCUCCCGCUUACAUAACAACUCCAGUGCACUAAGUAAUUCCAUAUCGGCGAGUUCAUUCGAGCUGGGAGGCCGAUAGACAACACACAGGUUCAGUGUCGGUAAAUUUUGAUACAUAUCUUGUAUGAAAUUAUUUCAAAAUUUCGGGGCACACCAUCGGAUAUUUCUCGCUGACAGCACGGAAUUUCAUUUGACACAUAAAUCGCUGUGCCUCCUCCUCUACGCUGAAAUCUCUCGCAAGGGAACAAUUGGUAGCCUUCAAUACUGACUUCACUACUACUUAUUUGCCCAGUCAACCAUGUCUCUGUUAGGACAAUUGUGUGUGGCUUCUGUCCAGAGACUACAAGUAUGAGUUCAUCUAGCUUGUUGAGAAGACUCUGACAGUUAGUGUAAUAGAUUUCUAGACAGCGGCCACUGGUGUGAGCAGCCUCAGGAGUUGGCACCUUUGCAUCGGUUAGGCUGUCAGAAUGGCGGCUUUGGCCAGAGAAAUGUCCUUUUGACCUGAAUUAUUUGUCCGUUCUUGAUUUGUAGGUGUGUUUCGCCACUGCUUCUCCGCCUUUCCAGCUCCGUCAUCCGCUCUUUCAUUUUCAUUCGCUCUUUUGGCUCGUAAUCCGGCUGAAUAAAAACUUCAGGAUGCUGACCCCGCAGAGAUGAUUUUCUCUGUAACAGGAGCUGGGCCUGUGCUUCAGUCUCCAAAAUGACUUUUAGGGGUCGAGGCCGGUAAUUGGAACGGGAUGCUGACUGACUCUUCCCUAUUCGGAAUGCUUUGAGAACACUAAGUGACUCAUCGUCUCUUAACAAAGCUUUCGCAUACACUUGAAGAAGUUCUAAGUCAGGCAUAACUCUCUCCUUUGAAAUUGUUGCCGUUGAUUCGGGUACUCCUUUUAUAACUACAUUUUGCUUGCGACUGAACCUAGUGCUCGUUGUUGUCGCACAUCUUUUGAGUGACUGAGCGUUCUUCUCCAGUUUACUUCUUUCGCUGGUUUCGGAUGAACUAGCUAUUGGGCUUGCGAAACUGAUAUUCGUGUGUGCUCGGAAUACACGUUGUUGGGGACUCCGCUGGGCGGUUCGUCGGAUGGAACUUCGCAUCGGCAACGUCGAUACGAGGCUUCGUCUGCUGCACCGCAGGAAGCCACGAGCUUACGGUGAUGACGUAAGCUUUUCAGGCUAAUUCGGGUCGUUUUUCCACUAACCAAAGACAUGACCCACAGUGGAGUGCUGCAGCGCCUGGCACUUUCGAGCGGCCCUAUUAAGGGAGGCACUGCUUGCCUGCAAGAGGAGGGACCAGAAAACGUGCCCCAAAGAUUGCUGGGGAACCACGUCGUCUGCAGGCUGACCGUGGUCACAGACGUUAAACUCAUGGUCGAAACAAUCAAAAUCUAAACAAAAACAACAAUACUUUCUCUCUCUCCUUCUACUCAUGUUUCAUCUUAUUCCUCUCCUCCCCCUUCUCCUCCUUUCCGCCGCCGCGCUCGCCGGACUGGUAGGAUGUGUCCGCUCACUCUGGCAACCUGGAACAUUCGUUCCCUUUUAGACAACCCUAGGAGCAACCGCCCAGAACGGUGGACGGCGCUAAUGGCUCGGGAACUAGCGCGCUACAAGGUGGACAUCGCCGCAUUCAGCAAGACCCGGUUCUCCGAACAAGGUCAGUCGGAGGAUUUGGGUGCCGGCUACACCUUCUGGAGCAGUCGCCCAAGCGCAGAGCGAUGAGAAGCGGUUUUCGACUUUGCCAUCCAGAACUACAUCGUGGGACGACUGCCCUGUCUACCGCGGGUCAUCAACGGUCGUCUGAAGAGCCUCCGCUGCCUCUUCAGGGAGGCAACUUCGCAACCAGUAUCAGCGUUUACGCUCCGCCGAUGACCAGCCCUGACGCCGCAGGGGCCAAAUUCUACAAGGACCUGCACGUCCUCCUGGCGACUGUGUCAAAUAUGAAUAAGUUGACUGUCCUUGGUGACUUCAGUGCCCGCGUCGGCACAGACCAUGCUGCCUGGAGAGGAGGGCUGGAUCCCAUUGUCUCGACGACUCCAAUGACAAUGGCCUGCUCACUCUUCGAACCUGCGCAGGAUAACCACUCAUCCUGA